Apus apus (common swift) is the source of this 6045-nucleotide messenger RNA. RefSeq names its product transforming acidic coiled-coil containing protein 1 (gene TACC1). The transcript has 14 exons. The record is from RefSeq and is a predicted model, not a curated record. Lineage: Eukaryota; Metazoa; Chordata; Aves; Apodiformes; Apodidae. Gene Ontology annotation, cellular component: cytoplasm. Gene Ontology annotation, biological process: cerebral cortex development; mitotic spindle organization; cell population proliferation. The coding region runs from base 18 to 2399 and encodes 793 amino acids.
UCGGCUCCGGCGGGCCGAUGGCGUUCAGUGCCUGGCAGAUCCUCUCGCCGGUGCAGUGGGCCCGAUGGACAUGGUCGGCGGUGCGGGGCGGUGGCAGCCCCGAGGGGGAGGACGGUGGGGCGGAGGAGGAGGACCCGCCGGGGGAGGGCACGGCCCUCGGCUUCAGCUCGGACUCCGAAGGUAAUUUUGAGACCCCUGAAGCAGAAACGCCGACCCGCUCACCACUAAAGGAGCUCUGCGAGCCGCCGCCGGGACCGCCGGAGCCCGAGGCCAGGAGCCAAGAGCCAAGUGGCCAUGCUGACCUGCUGGUAGGGGGAAGCUGCCAGGACAGCUCACCUGGGAAGCACCCCAAAGAUGAAGCUCAACCGGAGAGCGGAGCCCCCAGAGCCAACUCUGAUACUGAAGGGGAAUCCAACCCUGAAGACUCAUCCCUGAGGCAGCCCCGGGCUGUGCUGGGGAGCGGGGCUGGCACUGGCUGUGCCCCAGGGCCCCAUGCAGGCAGAGCAGCCCAGGAGCAGGUCAUGUCAAAAGAGGACCCAGUGGACACAGGCAUGGGGCUAGCAGAUCUGAGGGCUGAUGUCCUGGUCCAGGAGUGCUCACCCAGCCAGGGCCAGCUCGGGAAAGGGAAACCACCUCUGCUGGGGAACAAAGCAGAAGAGAGCACAGAGGAGCCCCCGGUGCCCCAGGCAUCCUACAGGUUCGAUCCUGAGCAGUACGACGAGAGCAUCAACCCCUUUGUGGCAGGAGGCUGCCGGCUGCAGAGCUCCCCCCUGCCAUCCCCGCGCCGCCUCCCGCAUCCCGGCAGCGGCCCCAGGGAGCUGGGGGGGGACCCGGCCCCCGAACCCAAAGGGCAGGUCCCAAAACCUGAGGUUGAUCGUGUGGAGGGAGGGGAGAGCCCGGAGGCCAGAAGAGCAGCAUCCAGGAAGGGCAGCAGGAUCCCAGCCAGCAAGGUGACACCGAAGAGACACCGAGAGUCCCCCAAGAAACAGGCUGAGGAUGGGGAGAGGGGUCCCACGGAUCCACCACCUCCCCGGGGCUCCCCCCGGCUGGGCCCUGCACUCUGGGACAGCCCCGAGCUCAGCCCCUUGGGUGCCAACUCAGCGCUGCAGAACUCGCCGACUCUCCCCAAGGGCUCUUACCAGUUCGACCCCAAUAACUUUGACUCCAUGGAUCCCUUUAAGCCCACCAAGACCCUCGGCAGCUCCGCCACUGGCUCCUGCCCCACUGCUGACAACAGCCUCAAUGAAAUCCUCGAGUCUCAGACGCUGGAGGUGCAGGACGACCUCGUGAAAGGCAAAGACUCCCCGAAGAAGCCCAAGUCCCGCCUGAUAACGACUACUGAACAAGUGAAAUUUCUCUGUUUUCUGUUGAGCGGCUGCAAGGUGAAGCCCUACGAGACGCAGCCCCUGGGCCUGGAUGUUUGUGCUCAGGAUGAGGGAGUGUUGAUCUCAGAAAUCCCAGAUAUUGCAAGUUGUGAUGGACGUGCCACUGAUGAGGAGAAGCUGGCCUCCACCACCUCUGUGCAGAAACCAGCCGGGCUAGAGAAGAGGAGUGAGCCAGAAGAUGAGCUGGAGUACUUUGAAUGCUCCAAUGUUCCUGUGCCAGCAGCAAAGAGCAGCACAGAGGCAGGCUUUGAGAAGGAGAUCUGCAAGCAGGUGGAAAAAGAUGAGCCUGGCAUCUUCCCUGGAAAUCCUGGGCUGUGCUCCACGGACAAGUCCCCUGUGGCCAUCACUGGUGUGAGCAGGAGUGAGAGUCCCCUGGACAGCAUCUGCCUCAGUGAAUCCGAGAAGACGGCCGUGCUCACGCUCAUCAGAGAGGAGAUAAUCACAAAGGAGAUUGAAGCAAACGAAUGGAAGAAGAAAUACGAAGAGAGCCGCCAGGAAGUGUUAGAGAUGAGGAAAAUCGUGGCUGAGUAUGAGAAGACCAUUGCCCAGAUGAUAGAGGAUGAGCAGAGGACAAACAUGACAUCUCAGAAGAAUCUGCAGCAGCUCACAAUGGAAAAGGACCAGGCUCUGGCAGACCUCAAUUCAGUGGAGAGGUCCCUGUCGGAUCUCUUCAGGAGAUAUGAAAACCUGAAGGGUGUCCUAGAAGGCUUUAAGAAGAACGAGGAAGCUCUGAAGAAGUGUGCUCAGGAUUAUUUAACCCGGGUCAAGCAGGAAGAGCAGCGCUAUCAGGCCCUGAAGGUCCAUGCAGAGGAAAAACUAGACAAAGCCAACGAGGAGAUCGCCCAGGUGCGCACGAAGGCGAAGGCGGAGAGCGCGGCGCUGCACGCGGGGCUGCGCAAGGAGCAGAUGAAGGUGGAGUCCCUGGAGAGAGCCCUGCAGCAGAAGAACCAGGAGAUUGAGGAGCUAACCAAGAUCUGCGACGAGCUGAUAGCGAAGCUGGGAAAGGCAGACUGAGCCCCCCGCCCAGCACGCUGCCCUUGGCUGCUUGUCCUCCUCACCUUGAGCACUUUGCCUCACCCCAACCCCCAGCCCACAGGCUCCUGUGUCCAGCUGUCUGCUCUGCUUGGCUACCAGACCCACAGCCUCCGUGCCCAGCCAUCCCCAGCUGUCCCUGUCUCUGUUUCCCAAGGGUCUGGGUUGCCUCCAGUCAGGCUGGGGGUGUCAGCAGCAAGUGGCCACCACGCUGUCUGUCUGAGGUGACACCCCAGGCUCUGCCCCCUCAGCCAGGGUGGGUCUAGUCAUGCCCCUACUCACUCUGUCACUCGAUGUCGUUGUGUGCUCCAUCACCCACGAUGUGGGUGCUGCCAGGGUGGGAGCCCCUUGCUCGGGGACAGGGGACCUGGUAUAGGGGUACAUGGGUGAGGAGACAGCAAAGGGGCUCGGGGACCCCAGGCACCCACCACAGGGGGUUUGUGGCCACUGGCAUGGAUCCCCUGGCAGCAGCAGCCCCCCAGUAAAUUUGUUUUGGGGGGCCGUGGUGUUGAAGGAGCUGCUCCUGGUCUCUGGUAUGUGUGUGAUCCAUAGCACAGCCUGUCCUUGUCCCUGGCCAUGCCAGCCUCAGAGGAAGGCAGCUGCAUUCCUGCACUUUAUUAGCAUUCAGGAGCACUCGGCUCUCUGCUCACUUCUCCCUGCUGGGCACAGUCCUGCUGCACUUCUCGUUCCCCCAGGAGCAUGGGUACAGCCACUGAACCUGGAGUAACUCCAGUCCUCUCAAAGGAGAGCCUGGCCAGGGGAGUGCAGGAGGCUCCUGCACCAGGAGGUGUUUGACAAACAGGAGAGCUCAGUUCUGGAGAGCUGGGAUGUGUCCGUCUGUCCUGCCACAGCCUGGCACCCCCUGAGGCUUGUUCACCUGGGGUUUCUCGUCUGCUUCCAAAUGCAGGAAGCCAAGGCCCUGGCUGCUGGCUCCCCACACCCUGGUGAAGUUAGUUCCCCACUUUGGGUGUGGCAGGAGGAAAGGAGGGAAUCCUGAACCCCUCUGUGGCUCUGCUGACUUCAGGCUCCUCUCCAGAGCCAGGGCAGCAGGGGGGGAGCUCAGCGCUGCCCCAGCUCUUGUGCUGCUGUCAGAAAUGCCCUCCCAGCUCUGAGUAUUAAGAGAAGCAGACAAAAGCCAGCCUUUACAGGCAAAGGCAGAUCCAGGCAGCAGUAAAAUACACUUUGAAAUCUGCCUGGAUGCAGCCCAAAAAUCUGACUUUCCAUGCAGGCCGGCUGCCCGCGCCGUUCCAGAGGUGUUUACUGCUCUGGACAUGCCAAGCUCCAGCAGAACUGCUGAGGUUGCCCUGGCACUGUGCUGGGAGCUGGGGGCUCUGGGGGAUUCGAGGUGUUUCACUCGUGUGCAGGGCCCGUGGGUGCCCUCCUGGGAAUGCUGUGGCACAGCCACCCGUGCCUGGGGAACCUCCCGUCGGUGGGAUCGGGCAGUGGUUGCAGUGGUGGAGGAUUCUUUGCUGUCAUCUUGAAUGGAUAGUUGUAAAGCAUCAAAUAAGGGAAAUAUUUGCUGUGUGGACUGUUUCCUACCCAGCUAUCUUAAGACUUUUGCAAACCUUUUUGCUGCUACCUUUUUGUAAAAGAAAUGAGCUGUUUUCCUUCUAUUUUCUAAUUCCCUGUGUUGAGCAUGCAGUGCAAACUUCUGUUUAAAUCAGAGCCAUACACUUGAUAUAUAUUUUGUUAGUUAUAUUAUGUAUAGAGAGAAUUUAUUACACACUUAAGCAGGCAAAGAUGCUGGCAGCCUGCCCCAGCACACAGACUUCAGGCCUGUUCGCUGUCCUCCCAGUUAUCCCAGUGAACUACUGGUAGCAGUGUGGUAGGGAAGGCUGAUUCUGUUCAGAGCUGAGCUGUGCACCUCAGCUGCGUGCUGGGUAGUCGCCCCUUGGCACACCUGAAAGCAAACCCCUUUUUUUCCCCCCUUUCUCCCCACUCUUCCCCCACACACAGCCCUCUAACGGGCUGGUAGGAAAGCCUCUGUCAGAGGACCUACAAAGAUGGUUUCUGUUUGGGGGGUGAAAAUGCCAGCUCCAGCCCACUGGAGGGUCACUCCCCUGCACUUCACCAGCAUGUGGGUUUCACAGACUUUAGCAGCUCUCUCCUCUCCUUGUGUCCUGCUCCAGACCAGCUUUCUUACCAGGAUGUGCAGGACCCUUCCUAGGCUGCAAUGAGCUGGGCUUUGGCAGGGUGGGGACAGCAUGGAGUGACCCCAGGACAGUGCUGUGCCUUUGGUCUGCUUGAGGGUCUGUGCCAGUGGAUUCAAACCGUGGAGACCCAGGAUUUCCUGGGAGUUGGUUUUUUUUCUUUGCAGCUGUUUGGAGAAGGAAGGGAGCAGCACUGCACGAGCUCUCGGAGCUUGUAAGAAGUUGUCGUGGGGCUGGUUCCUGGUUUGGCACAUGGGUUUGCUGUGGUGCUUGUUGGUCCUGGAGCUGGAGGCAGGUCCAGGAGGGAUGGCAGGUCCCUGGUCUGUGCUGCUCACAGGGGGCACCCUGCCGUGCUGGCUUCACACCCCUGGAAGUGCCCCAGUCCCCUGUGCUAUUGUUCACUGUCUGCUUUGCCUGAUGGGGUGGAAUUUGGUUUCUGUGUUUGCUGUGGCCAGCCCGAGGGGUCAGCUCUGAGGAGCAGAGCCCCAGGCUCCCUGGGAGCCUGACCCGAGGUAUUUGGGGUGGGUCUCUCAGGGGUGUUCUGGCGUGGCAGAUGGUGGCAGUUUUGGGGUCAGCACCGGCAGCGCUGACCCUGAGCCCCAUCCUGUGUGCAGCACGAGGGCUGGAGCCAUCCCUCCUGGCACAGCAGAGCUGCCUGCCCGGGCUGCUGGGGACAAUCCAGGGAAAAUCCUCUCCAGCAGCAUCCCCUUCCCCUGCUCCCCACGUCUCCUGGUCCCACUCCCACUGUCACCCCAGUGCUGCUCAUUCCCGUGCCUGUCAGCAUGCACUUCUGGGCAAAGAAGAUUCCUAAGGAAUGAUUUAUUAACUAUAAUAUGGUUAUAGUGACAUAUCUAUAAAUAUAUAUAUAAAGGUUAUAGUUCUAUAUCCUGGAGGGCGUGUUUGUAGCUGUAAAUGGGCAGGACGUUGCACCCCAUGUGCCCAGCCCUUGCUGCCUGGGCAGGGCGGGAGCACCGUGGCUCCCUCCCCGGUCCUGCGGUGACAGGGGUGUCCCCACACCGCCCCCACGGCCCGGCAGCGCAGCUCAGCCCCGCAGAGACCCGUGUGCGGGGAGCACGGCCCCGGCUGCCUGUGUUUUCCGUGCAGCAGCGUUUAUGACACCUCCCGUGCUGGCAGGGGCGGGUUCCUGCCCGCCGGCCGCUCGCGUUGCUGUUCACCGGUGUGCAUUGAGUUGCCAGCAGAUCCCCCAAGUGCCAACGAGUGACCACCCUGAUCGCUAAUUGCUUGCCCCGUGCUCCCGCCCCCAGAGGCAGGGACUUUCUCUGCAGUGACUACUACCCCGAUCGCUUUGUGCCACGUAUGUAACUGCCACCACCAUCAGUUUUAUAUGUACAAUAAUUUCCCUUUUAUAUGUCAGGUAAUAUUUGUAAGAGUUCUACUCACCCAAAUGAGAUUAUUAUAAUGAUUACUAAUAUAUUUUUUUCCAUGUUUCAUUGCCCAAAUAAAAAUGGUGUUUAUCA